ACAUAAUUCAUUAGUUGUAGUGGGCCAGGCAGAGGUGAGCUGCUUAGGGGAACAUCACUGCUGUACAGGCUAAAAAGUGAAGAAUGCCUCGUGCAGGGGGAGGACGUUCUAGCGGUGGUGGAGGUGGUAGUCGUUCUUCUGGCGGAGGAGGAGGUUCUGUCAGCGUCAGUGGCUACACACGUUCAAAUGGUACGUACGUGAGUGGGUACACCCGUGCAGCACCGUCGAGUUCUUCAUCCUCAUCCUCAACCGGUGGUGGUGGCGGAGGAGGAUCAAGCAGUGCUGCAGCAUCCGCGUCAUACGCCUCGAGUUCAAGUGGCCAUGGCGGAGGGGGAGGAGGAGGCUCUGUCAAUGUCAGUGGCUAUACGCGUUCAAAUGGUACGUACGUGAGUGGAUAUACUCGCGCAGCUCCGUCUAACUCUUCAAGUGCAACCUCUGGUGCAGAUCAUGGCGUUGUACACGUGAAAGAACACACUCGUUCCAAUGGAACUGUAGUCGCUGCCCAUACACGCUCUAAGCCCGCUGCAUCCAGAUCCGCAGCUGCUUCGGGUGCAAAUGAUGUUGUACACGUGAAAGAACACACUCGUUCUGAUGGAACUGUAGUCGCUGCCCAUACACGCUCAAGGCCUACGCGAAAUUUGACUGAAGGCAUGGCAGAGGCACUUCCCUCUGUAGACAUUAAGCAAGGUCCAGCGUUUCCCGGUGAUAAUAGAAAGCGCACACACUUCGUGGACAAUCCUGUUAACCGGCGCAAGGGUCGUGUGGGUUUGCCUAUUCCAAGCAAACGUCAUACGGAACAAAGCCGUCAGGGGCUUCCCCCCGAUGCCACCAGCAGUGAGCGACAACAUGAGCGCAUCAAGGAUGCACUGUAUCGAACCACUGUUGAAGAAAUUCGACUUAUGUUGACUGAAUGUGCGGAAUCGAUCCUUGAUCGCCAGGCAACUUGGGAAGAGAAUAACGCCAUUCAAACGGCAUUGCAUCAUCACCAGCGAGCUGAAGUUGAAGAGGAAUGGUCUGAGCAAGGCGUUCCAGGAUGGACUGAUCUCCAACGCAUCAGAGCAGGACGACCAGGAGACACUCUAGUUAUUCAGCAGGAUGAAAUAACACUGGAAAAAGCAAUUGGACGUGGUGGUUUCGGAGAGGUAUUCGCUGCACGAUACAAGGGAACGGUUGUUGCUGUCAAGCGCUUGCACCUUCAGUCAUGGUCUCGGAGCAGACUGGACACAUUCAAGCGAGAGCUGCAAGUUCUUUCCCAAGUCCAGCAUCAGCAUGUUGUGGCAGUACUUGGUGUAGUACUAGAGCCACCGCAGUUCAGCAUUGUUAUGGAGUAUCUGAGUCGCAGUUUGUUCACAGCGCUGUUUAUCCACGAAGAACAGUUCUCCGGUGACAAGCAAAAGAUGAUAGUGCUGGAGGUCUGCGCUGCACUGGAGCACCUGCAUAAGGAAGGGAUCGCACACUGUGAUAUGAAAGUGGAAAAUGUGCUGCUAGAUGCAACUGACCAUGCCAAGAUCUGUGAUUUUGGCCUGAGCUUCAUCAGGUCCACUACGGAGGUGUCAAGCAGCCGCUUGGACUCAGCAACUGCCCCUCCUGGACAGGGCACACCACGCUACUCGGCUCCAGAAGUGCUACGCGGUGAGAGACUGGUGCUGAAGCAAUUGUUCGCUACUGAUGUCUACUCACUGGCCCUAGUUGUCUAUGAAGUUGUUGUGCGCAAGGAGGUAUUCAUAGACUACACGCUACGUCAACUGGAGAAAAAUGUUGGUGAUGGAGAGGAUCGUCCUGAAAUCUCAGCUCCUCCUCGCAUUCUUGCAGACACCAUCCAGCAGUUGUGGGUCAAGGAUCCAUCCAGACGCCCUACUAUGGCACGUGUCUGUGAGCUGUUCAGUGCAAUCGAUAGCUGCCACUGGGCACCGCUGAAUGCAUCCGGAUAGUAAGAUGUGCGACCACUAUGGCGCCAUGCUUGCUUUUCCAGCCUCUUUUAUAAUAGUAUGACUUAUGUACGUGUAAAUCCAUCGCACAGAGCCACUCUUAGUCUCAGGUAUCACAAUUCUCUCUACCCGCUAAUAAAAUUACAUUGUAUGCUCUCCCUGUCUCUGCAUGGGCAGACCGUCAUCUCCCUGGCGGUGCCAAGACUUCCUUGUCCCAUCUUCCCUGUUUGAUGCUAUGAUAAUCACUGCAGUCUCGUCUUCCUUUUUUGUGCCAUAAUAUCCCUAUUCCCGUUGGCUCCCAUGAUCUAUGCUGCCAAGAUGUCCCUAUGUCAAGGGCUCCCAUGAACUAUGCCAUGAUGUGCCUAUGACCUCUCCCAUGAUUUGUGCCAUGUUUCCGCUCGCACGAUUUGUGCCAUGAAUCAUGAUGCCCCUGUUUUCUCUCCCACGAUUUGUGGCAUUUUUCCCGCUCCCUAUCAUAGUUACAUAAUAUUAUUAGUGUCUUUCUGCAAUGCCGAUCUCUCUGUUCCGUCUCACAUGACCGAUGCCACGAUGUCCCUGUCCCGGCUGUCCGCGCUCUCAUGUACAUGUACAUGAUUUGAUAUAAUCCAAAACUGGUAAACCAGUAUUAGAUAAACCUUGUUGUAGUUCA
Messenger RNA from Sycon ciliatum, 2577 nucleotides. RefSeq names its product serine/threonine-protein kinase TNNI3K-like. NCBI's taxonomy places the organism in Eukaryota, Metazoa, Porifera, Calcarea, Leucosolenida, Sycettidae. The transcript is spliced from 2 exons. Gene Ontology annotation, cellular component: cytoplasm. The record is from RefSeq and is a predicted model, not a curated record. Gene Ontology annotation, molecular function: protein kinase activity; ATP binding. Bases 84 to 1931 code for a protein of 615 amino acids. Gene Ontology annotation, biological process: signal transduction; protein phosphorylation.